Fusarium subglutinans is the source of this 1131-nucleotide messenger RNA. RefSeq lists its product as uncharacterized. The transcript has a single exon. Gene Ontology annotation, molecular function: DNA-binding transcription factor activity, RNA polymerase II-specific; zinc ion binding. The record is from RefSeq and is a predicted model, not a curated record. The coding region runs from base 1 to 1131 and encodes 376 amino acids. Gene Ontology annotation, biological process: regulation of DNA-templated transcription. Lineage: Eukaryota; Fungi; Ascomycota; Sordariomycetes; Hypocreales; Nectriaceae.
AUGCACACGCACCCGAAUCAAAUUCGCUCUGCAUGCGAGCGCUGCCGUCGCCAGAAACUGCGCUGCUCACGGUCCCUCUCUUCGCCUUCAUGCGCCCGCUGCACCCGUCUCGGCCUGACAUGUCAGGCUGGUCUGCAACGACGCGUCGGCAGACCGCCUAAGAAGGACAUGGUGCUUCACAAGCCUGCUGAUGAUAUGCAGUUUGUUCAAGCGCUACUGGACGACACGGCUUGGAAUCUCGAUCCGUUUUGCGGGUAUACGCCUGAAAGUCUCCCGUUUCCAAUGGAUGCGUGGCCUUCUGUGUCAGAGCUUGAUCCACCGGAGCUCGAGCAAAAGAUCAUAGUGCCUAGUAUGCAGGUAUUUGAAAAGCUAUCGAAACUUAAUGUCGAUAUCCACCGGGGAUGGGAAUUCGUGUCGCAGCUUGAGAAUGACUUUCGGUUGAGUACGUUUGUGUGUGAGGAUCGAGAGAGACAGAAUGGGUAUCAGAAUAUCCAGGUGGUCUUGAAGGCGGCGCAGGAGUACCUUGUCGUCCUCAAGACACUGCACCGGCAGCUCGGGACACGUACUGUGUAUUGCCAAGGUCGCAAGCCACAUACAAACAGGAUGAUGCUGUCCUUGGCGGCAAACACAGAGUCUCCUGAGUCGAUAGCUUCUUCAUCGGGUGAAGCGACACCAACAUCCGGAAGCAUUGCACCCGAGCUUCCCCCAGUAUUCGAUUCGCCCACGAUGUUUCUAAUAAUAUCUUGCUACGUACAACUCAUCAAACAUCUUGAAGUUGUGCUAAGGAUCAUAUUCAACUCAAUAUCAGAUCCACAUCAGGACCUGAUCGAUGCCGCUCCCAUGUCGUUUGCCGAUGUACCUCUGAUCGAGCCGUCAACCCAAUUCGUGCUCUUCUCUGAGAUGUUGCGCCACAUUAUGAGUCAGAUGAAUCUUCUCAUGGGACUCCCCAGUGCUUGGUCAAGCCAAAGCUCUUGGACAGGUCUGUUGACCAAUCAACGGUAUCGGGAUAUGCUGAAUACUGAGCUUGGAGAUGUGGAGGAUGGGUGGACGACGCGGCCAAGCAAGUUGAUGGAGAUUAACAGGAUAACAAAGGAUAUGCUAGACGAGUUCACCAUGAUGGGGAUUUACUGA